This is a messenger RNA of Microsporum canis CBS 113480, 624 nucleotides long. RefSeq lists its product as hypothetical. The transcript has 2 exons. The coding region runs from base 1 to 624 and encodes 207 amino acids. The record is from RefSeq and is a predicted model, not a curated record. NCBI's taxonomy places the organism in Eukaryota, Fungi, Ascomycota, Eurotiomycetes, Onygenales, Arthrodermataceae.
AUGGAGUUUAUUGCUAAGACAACAACUAUCCCUGUCCCGAAAGUUUUUGAGGCAGGUGAGGAUCAGAAAACAAAUAUCUGUCUCCAAAUUGAUGGAUAUCUUGCUCAGCUUCGAAAGUUAACCGGGGAUCGAAUUAUGGCAGUAGAUGGAGGUGCGUUGGACGUGGGUCUGUACCAAAAGCGCUGGUUAGGACCAUUUAAUAGUGUAAAAGAGUUCCAUCACUCUUUAGCCCAGGGUGAGCCGAAUAACCUAGGUGACGACCAUACGAUUCAUUUUGCCCAUGCCGACCUCGCCCCUAGGAUUAUUAUAGUUGAUGAGAAUACCGGCCGUAUCAAUGCAAUCGUCGAUUGGGAGCGGGCGGGGUGGUAUCCAGAAUACUGGGAUUUUGUCCAGAUGGAUUACGACCGGCCGACUAUGCGCGAGAUGGGAGGUUAUACCAAGCUUUGGAAGUCCUUUUUUACUCACAUAUAUGCAGACGAACGUUCUGCAAUGAUGGAUCUUAACCAACGAACAGUAGUCCCAUACCCAGAUGGAAACCUGCUCGAACCGCUUCCCGACAUUUUACCGUCGUUUGCCUCCCAUGCGAAGCAGUUACAAAAGAGUUUUGAAAUACUUAACUUAUAG